Molecule: messenger RNA, 3744 nt
Organism: Puntigrus tetrazona (Sumatra barb)
Lineage: Eukaryota; Metazoa; Chordata; Actinopteri; Cypriniformes; Cyprinidae
Product: fibroleukin
Exons: 6
Coding region: 2100-3296 (398 amino acids)
Source: RefSeq, a predicted model, not a curated record
UCAUAUGGGAAGUAGAAACGGUGCUCUUUGUGACGGUGUGCAGAAAUAGUGAAAUAGAGGCAAAACCGUUGCGCGAGAAAGCAAAGAAAAGACCUUGCCUACACAAUGUCCAGCGAUUUUGGGUAGGGGCACUUACUUUGCGAGCUAAAAUCUUUUUGUGGAUGUUGAGACCGUUCGUGCAUUAAACUUGAUUUGAACAUUUAGAAAGUAAGGAUUCUAAUUUUAUGCUACUCAUUCUGUUUUUACCAAACGCCUUCGAGAUUUAAGCAGUUUAAUUUCACUCAACUAACACAUUAAACGCCCUCGCGUGGCUGUGUAUUGGCAAACGUUCUUUGCUUAGCUCUUUUGUUCCUGGCUACUAAUACUGUAUUCUUCCCUGCCUAUUUGUGAAAGUGAAUGUUUUGCACAGAUAAAGACAUGGAAUGUUCAGUAUUUGACAUGAAUUGAACACACUUUUUUUAUGUUUUACAAUCUUUUUGUAUAUUUAUAUUGUGUUCUAGAAUUCACAGACUCUGACAACUCGUUACUCUGCCAUCUGGUCAUAAUUAACAUCUAAAUAGUUCUUUACUGCACUAAUAGUUGUCGUGUCCUGACAGAUUAGAGAUCAAAUGUUAAACUAUCUGUGAUUUCAUUUUGACUAUGAUGAACGUACAGUAAGAUUUACAGUAAGAAGACACUGUUUGGGCAUGAGGCAUAUAGUUUAAAUUAUGCAAAAACAUGAUAUGACUGUAAAUCUUAAGUUUAUUUUAAUGGAGAAUCUAACAAUAGGGUAUUUUUUUCAUGUUGAGCGAACCCCACCCCUCUUGUGGCAUGUGCUGUUUAAAAACAUCAGGGGUCGCCACAGAGCACAUUUGUAUAGAUACUCCAUUACAUAGAGGUUUGGUAAAUAUGAUCAUAACUCGAUACUCCUGAGUAACAGAGAUUCGAAAAGUGCGUUUCUUUUGUAGUUUAGGUCAGAAACACGAGUUUCUUAGAAAUAAAACAAACAUAAUUUAACAUUUGCAACUAGAUGGCAGUCUAAUAAUAGUCUGAUAAUGUUUUGUGAUUGUAUAAUCAUGUACAAGAUGUUCACAUCUUCUGAACCUUGCUGUAACACUUUAAGACCAUAUAAGUCUUAAAUUCAUUACAAAUUGUAAACAUGUCUUACUUUUGUGCUCCUAGAUUUAAUUAAACUUUAAAGAGAAAAUACCUCAACACACAGUGAUUUUUUUAUCCAUUUUUUACCUACAAGACCUUCAGGUGAGUCAUGCCUUGACUGUGUUGUGCUUGUUAGCACAUUUACAAUUACACAGCUGUUAUAGCCACUUCCUGUUGCACACAUGCACACAAGGAGCAAACACCUCUCAAUAAAAUAGGUCUAGCACCUUCCCUUUAAAGACAUAGAAAGGUUAAAGGUCAAAGUGUAGCACAGGUCAUCCUUUUCAAAAGAGUUUUCUUCUGCCCAUGUGUUUAUAUAUAUUAGUGUGCGACUGUCUGUCUUUUAAUAAGAGUGUGAAAAGAGGAAUUCCAAGUUUUUAUGACCUUAAAACUCAAUAAACUUUACACACACUUCAAAACAAGACACAUAAACGGUGAAGAGGUUAAGGUAAAACCUGAUGAAGAUGUUUAUCUUUGUAUGUGAAUGUGACUGCAUGACUGUGUGUGAUUAUUUGUAGAUUCCAGAUGGAUUUGUUAAAUUUCAUGCGACCAGUUACACUGAGAGUGUUUGCAUGUGCAUGUAGACAAGUGUGUGUAUUUGUGUGUGUUAGGGGGUGGGUGUACUGGUGCAUGUCAGACAGCAAAGAGCUGCAGUUAUCUAGGAAUCUGAGCCAAAAGAGCCUCACAAACAGAAGAGAGCGUGCAGGAGAGCGAGAGGGAGGGAUAGAGAAGAUCAAAUAAAAGAGAAAAACAGGAGAGGAGACUCUGACGAGCACAUAGUGAGAAAGAAGGACAAUGUGUAGGACUUGAUAGAUUGCAGAUGAUACUGAUCUGAACACAGGAGUGUGGCUAGAGAAAAUCCUGUUGAAGAUAAGUAGUAUAAAGUAGAUACAGGUAGAGAGAGAACAGGCAGGGAACAGGUGUGUAAUAUCUCUUUGGAUUCGUGUUACAGCCUGAGCAGCAUGUGUGUGCGGGUUGUGCCCUUGCUUUUGCUAGGAGCGUACAUGAUGUGUGUCUGUGUGCUGUGUCAGAGGGACAUCCUGGUGGCCGGGCCACCCAGCAGCAGAUGUGAGGGGAGCUGCAGUGCAACAGCAUCACCGCCUAAAAUACAUCACUCUCAGGAUUCGCGAAUUAGAAAGACUGCAGAGAACCGCAAAACCACACAGGUGUCUGAUACAUCUGAACGUCUCAUCCAGCUUCAGCGCUGUAUGCUGCAACAUGAAUCAGUGGUUGUGAGUCAGGGAGAUAGGUCUGACUCACUGGUAGCCUUUCUGGCUCUCAUGGCAGCGGUGCUGACAGAAUGUGACCUCCACUGCAAUAGUCAGAGACUCAGAGACAUGGCCACCAGACUCGAAAGUGUGGUGGGUAAAAACGGGGAGAAAGACUUGCUGCUGUUGCUGAAAAGUAUCACAGAUUCUAAACCUACUGGCCUCAAACCAAGGACUCCUACAGUGCCUCCCUCUGCAGGGCUUUACCCUCAAGACUGUCAUGAGAUCUACCAAUUAGGAAUCAAAGAGAAUGGAAUCUACACCAUACAACCAGAUCCGAAGCGGCCAGCACUAGAGGCCGUGUGUGACAUGGUUUCUGCUGGUGGGGGAUGGACUGUGUUUCAACGCCGGUUUGAUGGAGAAACUGACUUUAACCGAACCUGGCAGGAGUACCGUGAUGGAUUCGGCUCCCCGCAGACAGAUCACUGGUUAGGGAAUGCAGUUCUUUAUGCACUAACCGCAAGUGGGCAUCACACGCUCCGCAUCACUCUCCAAGACUGGCACGAGCAGACACGUCAUGCUAACUUCAACAACUUUAAAGUGGCAGGAGAAAACCAAAGGUUCCGCCUAACUGCUCGAGAUUAUUAUGGCGAUGCUGGCAAUGCAUUCAGUUACAGCAAACAGUACAAUCACGAUGGCAGAGCUUUCAGUACAUAUGACCGGGAUCAUGAUCGCUACACUGCUGGUAACUGUGCCCGUUAUUAUGGUGCAGGCUGGUGGUUUGAUUCCUGUUUGGCUGCUAACCUCAAUGGACGCUACUAUCACGGACGUUACAGCGGCAUCACGGAUGGCAUCUACUGGGGCACCUGGUAUAUCCUGACUGACUAUCGCACAGGGGAACGAUACUCAUUCAAGAGCGUUGAAAUGAAAACUAGACCAAGACUGAGCUAAGGAAAAUGUUGAUAUGUAAUCAUACCCUUGCACUAUUUACUUCAUUUAAAUAAUGGCUUUUAAUUAUAUAUCCCAGACCUGCCAUUAUAUUGAACUUGAGAUAUUUAGAUUAAAUUGUAUAUGAGAACAUUUAUUUUAAAAAAAAUGUCAAAUGUCAUUUUACGGACACUCUUUUACUCGGUGUAUAUUAUCGAUUUUCAAGUUAAAGUUGUUUUUUGAAACACAAAUAAACUAUGAAAUGCUAUUUGUAAUUCAAAUACUGGAUUUUCACAAUACUGGAACUUCAUUUGAAGUCAAAAUCUAUUUUGUAAAUGCAUGUUAUUGACCUUGCUUGGAUCAAUUCAUAUGUGCAUCUCGUCAUUCUUACUCAAAAUGUUUAAAACAACUGAAUCUUCCAGUGAAAUGACAGUGUGAUCAUUCUGCAGUUAUUUAGUCUACUUAGAUCCUA